AUGGGUAAUAACGGGAUCUGUAAUCUACGGAGAAAGGCUGAGCGAGACCAAAAGGGCUGGAAUCUGAAGCCAGGCAAAUUCCAGCUAGAAAUUAGGGCCAAAUAUUUAGCACUGAGGGUGAUUAACCACUUGGACACACUGAGAAGCCGCAUCCGUUCCAGGGACGGGGAGCUCUGCUGGGACGAUCCCCUGCUGGCUGCCGGGCCGGGCGGGACCCGGGCGUCCCGGCCCCCGCGUUCCCCUGCCCGAGCCGGGCGGGACCCGGGCGUCCCGGCCCCCGCGUUCCGCUGCCCGAGCCGGGCGGGACCCGGGCGUCCCGGCCCCCGCGUUCCCCUGCCCGAGCCGGGCGGGACCCGGGCGUCCCGGCCCCCGCGUUCCCCUGCCCGAGCCGGGCCGGACCCGGGCGUCCCGGCCCCCGGUGUUCCCCUGCCCGAGCCGGGCGGGACCCGGGCGUCCUGGCCCCCGGCGUUCCCCUGCCCGAGCCAGGCGGGACCCGGGCGUCCUGGCCCCCGGCGUUCCCCUGCCCGAGCCGGGCGGGACCCGGGCGUCCCGGCCCCCGGCGUUACCCUGCCCGAGCUGGAGAGGACCCAGGCGUCCUGGCCCGGCAUUACCCUGCUCUCUGUCUCCGCAGACCUGGAGUUCACGGUGCGGGUCCUGCUCUAUGCGCUGAUCUUCCUGCUCAGCGUCUUUGGGAACUCGCUGAUCAUCGUGGUGCUGGUGCUGAAUCGCCGCCUGCGCACGGUCACCAACUCCUUCCUGCUCUCGCUGGCGCUGAGCGACCUGCUGCUGGCGCUGUGCUGCAUGCCCUUCACCCUCGUGCCCAACCUCAUGGGCACCUUCGUCUUCGGCCCCGCCGUCUGCAAGCUCGUGGCCUAUCUCAUGAGCAUCUCCGUCAGCGUCUCCACCUUCAGCCUGGUGGCGAUCGCCAUUGAGCGGUACAGCGCCAUCUGCAACCCGCUGCAGUCCCGCGUGUGGCAGACCCGCUCCCACGCCUACCGGGUCAUCGCCAGCACCUGGCUGCUGUCCCUGCUGCUCAUGCUGCCCUACGCCAUCUUCAGCACCACCGUGCCCCCGCCCGGCCCGCCUCGCCAGUGCCAGCACCGCUGGCCCAGCCAGCCCUUCAAACAGGCCUGGUACAUCCUGCUGCUCCUCAUCCUCUUCUUCAUCCCCGGCACGGUGAUGGCCGUGGCCUACGGACUCAUCUCCCGCGAGCUCUGCCGCGGCAUCCGCUUCGAGAUGGACUUCAAGAGAGAAGCCACCAGUCUCCAGCACGGCAGCACGGAGCCCCUGGCACCGGGGGUGGAGGACGACGGCUGCUACGUGCAGCUGGCCAGGCCGGGGGGGGCGCUGGAGCUGAGCUUGCUGGGCCGGGCGGGCGUGGGGCAGCCGGACCGCGCCCGCGUUAACAGCUCGCAGGCCAUGCUGCUGGCCAAGAAGCGGGUGAUCCGCAUGCUGAUCGUCAUCGUGGUGAUGUUCUUCCUCUGCUGGCUCCCCAUCUUCUCUGCCAACACCUGGCGCGCCUUCGCCCCGGCCUCGGCCCAGCGGGCGCUCUCGGGCGCCCCCAUCUCCUUCAUCCACCUGCUGUCCUACACCUCGGCCUGCACCAACCCGCUCAUCUACUGCUUCAUGAACCGGCGGUUCCGCUCCGCCUUCGCCGCCACCUUCGCCCGCUGCCGCCCCCGGCGCCCGCCCCGGCCCCCGCCCGACGACGACAUGCCCGCCACGGGCGCCUCCCUCUCCAAGAUCAGCUACACCACCGUCAGCAGCCUGGGCCCCCCCUAGGGACCCCCCUAGCACCCCCCGUCAGCAGCCAGGCGCCCCCCUAGCGCCCCCCGUCG
Molecule: messenger RNA, 1838 nt
Organism: Mauremys mutica (yellowpond turtle)
Lineage: Eukaryota; Metazoa; Chordata; Testudines; Geoemydidae
Product: cholecystokinin receptor-like
Biological process (GO): phospholipase C-activating G protein-coupled receptor signaling pathway
Cellular component (GO): plasma membrane
Molecular function (GO): gastrin receptor activity; cholecystokinin receptor activity
Source: RefSeq, a predicted model, not a curated record